This is a messenger RNA of Capsella rubella, 2220 nucleotides long. RefSeq names its product putative E3 ubiquitin-protein ligase ARI4. Gene Ontology annotation, cellular component: cytoplasm; ubiquitin ligase complex. The record is from RefSeq and is a predicted model, not a curated record. The transcript has a single exon. Lineage: Eukaryota; Viridiplantae; Streptophyta; Magnoliopsida; Brassicales; Brassicaceae. Gene Ontology annotation, biological process: positive regulation of proteasomal ubiquitin-dependent protein catabolic process; protein polyubiquitination; ubiquitin-dependent protein catabolic process. Gene Ontology annotation, molecular function: ubiquitin protein ligase activity; ubiquitin conjugating enzyme binding; zinc ion binding. Bases 509 to 2197 code for a protein of 562 amino acids.
AACAAGACAUUAAAUUAUACCAUCAUACUCUUUAUACACAACUUUAACCAUCCAGUUCAGCGACUACGCGAAUAGUCUCUAAAUUGUGAUUUUUACUUUUAGAAAAAAAAAAACUAAGUGAUUAUGAUAUUUGAUAACUACGUUACAUCUAUAUCUUCCUUUUUUUUUAUUCAAUAAGAAAAUAUAAUUAUGUUCCAUGUUUACAUUUUUAGUAAAAGAAAAAUAGAAAGUGUCCAAGGAAUAUAAUUAAGGAUAGUCAAAAUUACAAAUAAUAAUAGAAAAUUUUAAAAUAAGGAAAUCCUUAGUUCAAUUAGAAAAAGGGAAAUAGGUAAAUUUCAUCUAUAAAAAGGAACUAUGCUGCCAUAAAGUUUUGCGUUAUUGAAUCCGAAGUAACAGUUCUCUAUAAAAGCAAGGUCUCUAUAAACUUGUCGUCUCAACUUCAUCGUCUUCACUCUUUCUCUCUUGGUUCAUCUUUUUGCUCUUGAUCGUCUCUUAAUUGUUUUGAACAAUGGAUGAAGAUUCUGAUUACUGUUACUCCUCUGAUGACCAAGAUCCGGAGUUUUCCAACGAGGAAGAGUCCAGUUUGCUACAGUCGAAGAAACCUACGAGCCUGGUGAUUACGAAGGAAGCACUUGUAGCAGCACAGAAGGAGGUUUUGGUUAGGGUUAUGGAAUUGUUAUCGGUUAAGGAGAACCAAGCGAGGACUCUUCUUAUUUAUUACCAAUGGGACGUUGAUAAGUUGUUCUCUGUGUUUGCUGAUCAAGGCAAAGAUCGAUUGUUUUCUUGUGCUGGUCUUACUGCUUUUGCUCCUUGUUUGGUUAAGUCGAAGAAGAGGAAGAAGAAGGAGAAGACGAGGACAGGGAAGAAGAAGAAGGAGAAGACGAGGACAGGGAAGAAGGAGAAGGAGAAGACGAGGAGGGUGAAGAAGACUAAGAAGAUGAUGAAGUGCGAUAUCUGCAUGGAUGAGGAUUUAUCAAAAUAUGCGAUGACAAGAAUGGAGUGUGGUCAUAGGUUUUGUAAUGAUUGUUGGAAGGGACACUAUACAGUGAAGAUUAAUGAAGGUGAGAGCAAAAGGAUUAGAUGUAUGGCUCAUAAAUGCAACACGAUUUGCGACGAGGAUGUUGUUAGGAGACUGGUUAGUCCGGAGUUAGCUGAGAAGUUUGAUCGUUUCCUCGUUGAGUCGUAUGUAGAAGAUAACAAGAUGGUGAAGUGGUGUCCAAGCACACCUCAUUGCGGGAAUGCCAUCCAAAAAAUCAAAGAUGAUGAUGGCGAGGUCGAAUGUUUAUGUGGACUUCAGUUCUGUUUCAGUUGUCUGAGUGAGUCUCACUCUCCUUGCUCUUGUUUAAUGUGGAAGCUAUGGACUAAAAAAUGUGCAGACGAGUCUGAGACUGUGAAUUGGAUCACUGUUCACACGAAGCUGUGUCCAAAAUGUAGCAAACCUGUUCAAAAGAGGGAUGGGUGCAAUCACAUGACUUGUAUUUGUGGGCAGUAUUUUUGCUGGCUGUGUGGUGGAGCUACUGGAAGAGAUCAUAGUUUCAAGAGUAUUGCAGGUCAUAGUUGUGGUCGGUACAACGAUGACAACGUGAGGCAAAUGGAGAGAGCCAAAAGGGAUUUAAACAGGUAUACACAUUACCAUUACCGAUACAAAGCACAUACCGAUUCAUCAAAGCUAGAGGAUAAACUUAGGAAGAGUAUCCUGGAGAAGGCAGUGUUAAAUUCUGAAACCAAGGAUCAAAGCGUGUUUAAAGAAUACAGUUGGAUUACAGAUGCAGUCAACCGGUUAUUCAGAUCACGACGGAUUCUUUCGUAUUCUUAUCCUUUCGCGUUCUACAUGUUUGGCGAAGAAUUGUUCGAAGAUGAUAUGAGCGAUGAAGAGAGAGAUAUGAAGAAGAACCUGUUUGAAGAUCAGCAGCAGCAACUUGAAGGUAAUGUUGAGAAACUAUCCAAGAUCUUAGAAGAGCCUUUUGAUGAGUAUGAUCAUGAGAAAGUAACAAAUAUGAAGCAUCAACUCAUCCAAUUGUGUGCUUUGGUUGAUACACUAUGCAAGAAAAUGUAUGAGUGCAUUGAAAAUGAUUUGUUAGGUCCAAUCCAAGUUGGAAUCCAUAACAUUGCACCUUACAGAUCAAUGGGAAUAGAACAAGCUGCUGAGUUUUGUGCUUCUUCCCCUUGUGGUUCAAGCGGAUCUUCGUUCGAAUAAGUUUUAAUUAUUUAUCUUCUUUU